Messenger RNA from Fukomys damarensis (Damara mole-rat), 8242 nucleotides. RefSeq names its product protein tyrosine phosphatase receptor type O (gene Ptpro). The transcript is spliced from 27 exons. Gene Ontology annotation, cellular component: GABA-ergic synapse; glutamatergic synapse; plasma membrane. Gene Ontology annotation, biological process: axon guidance; peptidyl-tyrosine dephosphorylation involved in inactivation of protein kinase activity; podocyte differentiation. The record is from RefSeq and is a predicted model, not a curated record. Gene Ontology annotation, molecular function: Wnt-protein binding; cadherin binding; protein tyrosine phosphatase activity. NCBI's taxonomy places the organism in Eukaryota, Metazoa, Chordata, Mammalia, Rodentia, Bathyergidae. The coding region runs from base 1 to 3591 and encodes 1196 amino acids.
AUGGGAUUUUUACAGAAUGCUACAACUUUCCAUGUGACUGUUCAAGAUGAUAAUAACAUCGUUGUCUCUUUGGAAGCUUCAGAUGUGGCCAGUCCUGCAUCUGUGUAUGUUGUGAAGAUAACUGGCGAAUCCAAAAAUUAUUUCUUCGAAUUCGAGGAAUUCAACAGCACUUUGCCUCCUCCUGUUACCUUUAAAGCCAGUUACCAUGGCCUUUAUUAUAUAAUCAGUCUGGUAGUGGUAAAUGGAAAUGCGGUUACCAAGACAUCCAGAUCCAUCACUGUAUUAACAAAACCUCUACCUGUAACCAGUGUUUCAAUAUAUGACUACAAACCUUCUCCUGAAACAGGAGUCCUGUUUGAAAUUCAUUAUCCGGAAAAAUAUAAUGUUUUCACAAGAGUAAAUAUAAGUUACUGGGAAGGUAAAGACUUCCGAACAAUGCUUUAUAAAGAUUUCUUUAAGGGAAAAACAGUAUUUAACCAUUGGCUGCCAGGAAUAUGUUACAGUAACAUCACCUUUCAGCUGGUAUCCGAGGCAAAUUUUAAUAAAAGUACCCUCGUAGAAUACAGUGGUGUCAGUCAUGAACCCAAACAGCACAGAACUGCCCCGUAUCCACCUCGAAAUAUUUCUGUUCAUUUUGUAAACUUGAACAAAAACAACUGGGAAGAACAGAGUGGCAGUUUCCCAGAAGAAUCAUUCAUAAAAUCACAAGAUCCACCAGGAAAAGGCAAAAUCUUCCAUUUCACAGACGACACUCCAGAAAUUCCCUCCGGCAACACUUCUUCCGGCUGGCCUGAUUUUAACAGCAGUGACUUCGAGGCCACCCCUCAGCCCCAUUGGUGGGACAGUGCAUCCACACCUCCUGAAAAUGAAGACAAACUUGUGGGCGUCGCGCCCACGGAAUCCGGAAACCACAGCACACUGGGCGAGACCGAGAAGUCCACACCCGGCUCUUUCGCCUUCUUCCCUGUUCAAAUGAUACUGAGAUGGUUACCACCCAAACCACCGACUGCCUUUGAUGGUUUCCAUAUUCUCAUAGAAAGAGAAGAGAACUUUACUGAAUAUCAGACAGUAGACGAAGAGGCACACGAAUUUGUUGCAGAACUGAAGGAGCCUGGGAAAUAUAAGCUCUCUGUGACUACCUUUAGUUCCACGGGAUCUUGUGAAACUCGAAAAAGCCAGUCAGCAAAAUCAUUCAGCUUUUAUAUCAGUCCUGCCGGGGAGUGGAUUGAAGAAUUGACUGAGAAGCCCCAGCACGUGAGCGUCCACGUUUUAAGUUCCACCACUGCCUUGAUGUCCUGGACGUCCCCCCAAGAGAACUACAACAGCACCAUUGUGUCUGUGGUGUCGCUGACCUGCCAGAAACAGAAGGAGAGCCAGCGGCUGGAAAAGCAGUACUGCACCCAGGUGAAUUCGAGCAAACCUAUUAUUGAAAAUCUCGUUCCUGGUGCCCAGUACCAGGUUUUGGUGUACCUAAGAAAAGGACCUUUGAUUGGACCACCUUCAGAUCCUGUGACAUUUGCCAUUGUUCCCACUGGAAUAAAGGAUUUAAUGCUCUAUCCCUUGGGUCCGACAGCAGUAGUCCUGAGCUGGACCAGACCUUACUUAGGAGUAUUUAGAAAAUACGUGGUUGAAAUGUUUUAUUUCAACCCUGUGACAAUGACUUCAGAGUGGACAACCUACUAUGAAAUAGCAGCAACUGUCUCCUUAACGGCAUCCGUGAGAAUAGCUAAUCUCUUGCCAGCCUGGUACUACAACUUUCGAGUAACCAUGGUGACGUGGGGAGAUCCGGAGUUGAGCUGCUGCGACAGCUCCACCGUAAGUUUCAUAACAGCCCCUGUGGCUCCAGAAAUCACUUCCGUGGAAUAUUUCAACAGUCUUCUAUACAUCAGCUGGACAUAUGGGGAUGACACAACUGACCUGUCCCACUCGAGAAUGUUGCACUGGAUGGUUGUCGCAGAAGGAAAGAAGAAAAUUAAAAAGAGCGUGACUCGCAAUGUCAUGACUGCAAUUCUCAACCUACCGCCUGGGGACAUCUACAAUCUCUCAGUCACAGCUUGCACUGAAAGAGGAAGCAACACCUCCUCUCUCCGCCUUGUCAAGUUAGAACCAGCUCCUCCCAAAUCACUCUUUGCAGUGAACAAAACGCAGACCUCAGUGACUUUGCUGUGGGUGGAGGAGGGAGUAGCAGAUUUCUUCGAGGUCUUCUGUGAAGAGAUUGGCUCUAGUCGGGGGUCCCAAUUCCAGGAGCCAAUUUCUGUUUCUUCCCACGUGGUCACCAUCUCCAGCCUCCUGCCUGCCACCGCCUACAACUGCAGUGUUACCAGCUUCAGCCACGGCAGCCCCAGCGUUCCUACGUUCAUAGCCGUCUCCACAAUGGUUCCAGAGAUGAACCCUAACGUGGUGGUGAUCUCCGUGCUGGCGAUCCUGAGCACCCUUCUAAUUGGACUGCUGCUCAUCACCCUUGUCAUUCUCAGGAAGAAACAUCUGCAGAUGGCUAGAGAGUGUGGAGCAGGCACAUUUGUCAAUUUUGCAUCUUUAGAGAGGGAUGGAAAACUGCCCUAUAAUUGGCGUAGGAGUAUAUUUGCUUUCUUAACCCUGUUACCUUCAUGUCUUUGGACUGAUUACCUUUUGGCAUUUUAUAUUAAUCCUUGGAGUAAAAAUGGUUUAAAGAAGAGGAAACUGACUAACCCGGUUCAGCUGGAUGACUUUGAUUCCUACAUCAAGGACAUGGCCAAAGACUCUGACUAUAAAUUUUCUCUUCAAUUUGAGGAGCUAAAGUUGAUUGGACUGGACAUCCCACACUUUGCCGCGGAUCUGCCACUGAACCGAAGCAAGAACCGCUACACAAACAUCCUACCGUAUGACUUUAGCCGAGUGAGACUACUAUCAAUGAAUGAAGAAGAGGGUGCCGACUACAUCAAUGCCAACUAUAUUCCUGGAUACAACUCACCCCAAGAGUAUAUCGCCACCCAGGGGCCACUGCCUGAAACCAGGAAUGACUUUUGGAAGAUGGUCCUACAGCAGAAGUCUCAGAUCAUUGUCAUGCUCACUCAGUGUAAUGAGAAAAGGAGGGUAAAAUGUGACCACUACUGGCCAUUCACGGAAGAACCCAUAGCUUAUGGAGACAUCACUGUGGAGAUGAUCUCAGAGGAAGAACAGGAUGACUGGGCCCGUAGACACUUCCGGAUCAAUUAUGCAGAUGAGAUGCAGGAUGUGAUGCAUUUUAAUUACACAGCCUGGCCUGAUCACGGAGUGCCCACAGCCAACGCUGCUGAGAGCAUCCUACACUUCGUACACAUGGUCCGACAGCAGGCAGCCAAGAGCAAAGGCCCCAUGAUCAUUCACUGCAGCGCUGGUGUUGGGCGAACAGGGACCUUCAUAGCCCUAGACCGGCUCUUACAGCACAUUCGGGAUCAUGAGUUUGUGGACAUCUUAGGGCUGGUAUCAGAAAUGAGGGCAUACCGGAUGUCUAUGGUACAGACGGAGGAGCAGUACAUUUUCAUCCACCAGUGUGUGCAGCUGAUGUGGGUGAAGAAGAAGCAGCAGUUCCGCAUCAGCGAUGUGAUCUACGAGAAUGUCAGCAAGUCCUAGUUUUGGACCCAGAGCGGAAAGAACAUGCUCUGCACUCAUCCUCCCUUGCUUUGAGAAUUUGGGGGGUGGGGGGCCCAACUAGUCAUUUGGCUAAAAUGAGCCCUUGCUUUGUAGUAUGUGGCCAAGGAGAUAAUUUAUCUCACAGAAGCAUUGGGAAGAUUUAGCCUUAAAGAGCCUACAGUGUCUUUUGGACUCUUUCACUUCUGGACAUUUAAUGGAGCAAAUUCAACAGGACAUCAGAAAUGCCGGCACUCUGCAGAGGGCGGGGACUAUGAGACUUCUGAAGAGUUUGGCUGGCCCUCUCCUGGUUGAGCUGAGUUUUUUGUUUUGCUUUGUUUUGUUUUAAGUGCAAUAAUUUUUGUACACGUGUGAUUUUAUCAGAAAGUUGAACUGUUUUCUACCCGCGCCAAUGAUCAACCCCAUAGCCCAGGAGGGGAUAGGCACGGUUAGGGUCAAAUUCAUUAUAGCUCAUUAUUUAAAAGAGGCACAGCCACACAUAAGGAGAUGAUCACUGUACUUCAAAGAAAGUGAAGCAACAACGUAUGUAUGUAUUCCAACCUUGAAUGGGGAGGAGAGAGGGGCUUUACCCACAGAUCAACUGCAUACUUUUUCCUACUACAAAUAUGAAAAGCUGUACUUCAAAAGUAGAGUAGAAAAACAAAUAUUUGUCUAACUUAUUCUAGUUCUUAAUGGUUUUCUUCCUUAUUAACUGUUGAGUGUUUCUUCUGUGGCCCUAUUGGACUAAAGUCACUGUCUGGGUUCUUUUCAAGAAACCAGAUCUGGUUCAGAAGAGUUUCAAGUCUGACCCUAAACUCUGUUGCUGUCUGAGCAGUCUUGGUGCCUAGAGUUCACAUUUCCUUUUCUGUUGACCCACAUCUUUGUGAGUGCUAUUUCUCUGAGAAACUAUACGCUGUGAGAAAGCACUUUCGUUCCCCUGAAGAUUGGGAAUCACGAAGUUACAGCAGUGAACUUCAGCAUGCUGGGACGAUGCUUGGACUUCCUUCUUUCAUAAUGUCAAGCGUCUCUGUGGAUUCCCGCAGAGAUCUCUUAUGGGUUUGUUUUCUUUUGGGUUGUCAGUUUCAUUUUUAACCUGUGUAAGUAGUACCAUUUGAUUUUUGAAUUUUGUAUAAUUACGGUACUUGAUUGUGCUUUGUGACAUGAAUACUGUCAAAAUGGAUAUCGAUGGCAUUGUGGAACCUGUGACUUUGUGCCUCUUCCUGGGAAAUGAGAGGUGAGGGUACAGAUAAACAAAGGAAAGCAUUCGGACUAAAGUAAGCACAAGCUUGCUGCCUCGCAGUGGCAAAGUGGCUAUCACACGCUUUCCUGGGUCCACUGCCAGGAGGCCCGGUGCCUCUCUGUGUGUCUGCUCACGGCCCCUUCCAGACUCCCCUCCGUCCCUGAUCAUCUUCACGAAGCCGCAGAUACAAGAUCAGUUUCCAGUUUCAUCAGAGACCUUAGUGACGGUGAAGGAUGCCAGAUGAACAGCUCUGCACCCCACCGACUCAUGUCACUGAGAAGGCCUGGCCACAGAGCCCUGGCAGAGGUCUCACCCGAGCUGGCCAGCAGGGCUCAGUUUCACCUUGCGGGGUGAGUGGCAGAGGAAGUCCGUACCCUGCAGGUGAACAGCUUGGACUCCUGGGGCAUUGUCCGUCUCUCCUCACCCCCUGUGUUCUACAUCUUGUCUCCCUGAUGCCACCUCCUCCUCUUCUCACUUUACUCUUGUAUUUCCUCUCUUGGUCAUUUUCAUAGCACAUCAUGCCGUUCUCAGGAACAAACACAGUUAAAGGGAAGCGGCAAAGGUCACGUGUGUCGGUCUUAGAUUCUCACACAUGGAUCUGCUGGGGGGAGGUGGGGCGUGGUGGGUGGGAAAGCUCAUGCGCGUUUCCAGCACUGCCACAAGGAAGCUUUGAGAAGUUUUCUUGCCUGGAACGUGACUUCCCAUGAAACAAAGCACUUCAUAAAUAUUUCAUGUUUUCCUUGAGCACCCCUUCACAGUAGGGAUCAAAUAACGCCAGAUCGAGUUUCCCAAAAGAAAAGACGAAGUACCCGGGUUUAGACUGCAGAGUCAGAGGUUAUAUCACAGAAAGGUCGCAGAGAAGUGCUUUACCACAUCAUUCCUCUGUGUGUUUGCAGCCCUCACUCUGUUCACAGAAGCUCCUCAGCCUGCAGAGGUAGGAAAGGCAUCCAUCUAGCACAAGACUUGGGCUUUAAUCCUGAUAAGGACUUUGGAACUUAUCUCCACUGAGGCUCAGUUAACAAGCUGCAGAAUGAUCUGACCAUAGCUCCGUGUUUCAUAGAUACGAGUGCUGGAUGUGCAUUAGCAUGUGCAGUUCAAACAGCCUGUGGAACACACAGAGCUAAAGACUUUAGAAUUGCAAAAUAUUUGCCGUUAAGUGCUAGUAAGAUCAAAUUCCUUGCCUGCAAAAGACAAUUUAUGAAGUUCGUUGAGAAACUGCCAUUAGGGUCUAAUUUAUAAACUUAAUAAUUAACACCAGUAUAUCUGUCACUACACAUUGUGAAAUUUUUUUUUCAUUAGAAAAGAAAAAAAAAGUGACAGCAGCAUUUUUUAAGUAGCCUUUUGUUUCCAAUAUAAGAUCUAAAUUUUCCCGCUGCAAAGACAAAGUGGCCCCUAAAAUUUGAAUUAGGUAAGUUUUUUACAUUUUUAAUGUCAGAUUUUGUAGUGCCUCUCCUCUCCUAAAAGUUGUUCCCUGUCCCCCAAAAGUUGCCAUAUCUCCCAAGGGGAUUGUGGCAUCAACAUGAAAAGCAGGAGCUUGAGGCUUUGGAUCUGAAUUUCCUGCAGGCUACACGAUAGCUGCUUGCUAGAGGAUUGGCCCUUUGCCAAGGAGUUAGAAUUACAAUUUGUAAGAGGCAAAAUUGAGUCCAAUUUGUAAGAGCCAAAAUUCUCCCUGCUUUCGAGCAGGGAGGCCUUCCUUUGCACCUCGGGAAACGUGUGAUGCAAUGUGCUUCUAAUAGCUGGCUCGCUUCCUAGAUCACAGACCUCUAGGCUGGUACUGGCACAAGGAUGGAGUCCAGGAGCCAUGCCCAUGACUGGAUCCGACAUUUGCUUUGGCCAAAGAGCAGCAAAAACAUAACAUCCAAAACUGCAGGCUUCUGCCCCCGAUCUUCAACAGCCUAACUCAGAUGCACGUGAAAGAAAUCUCAGCCAUGACAACUCUGAGCCCUGGCUUUCAGCGCAGGGGGGCGGGGGCUUUUAUUUCCCAUUUCAGCUGGUGUUUAUCACAAGGCUUCACCCUGAUGGGUCACUUGAUUCCAGACAGAGUACAGCGUUGAGUUCUGGGAGCUGCGUUAAAGAGGCCCUGAGCAGCCUGGAGGUUAUCCAGGCAGGGUCACCAGUACGGUUCGGAGUACAUAAAAAAUGGCAGGUCCGAGUAACAACACUGGGGGAAAUGGGGCUGUUUGAUCUCACAUAGAGAUUAUUCAUUCAACAUUUGAUCAGGUUCAAGGAAUCAGUCAUCGAAUGGAAGGUUUCUUGGCCACCUGCAGCCAUGUUAGGCAUUAUGAUAGGCAGAAAUGGAGAAAUGGGUUUUUACAUCAUGUUAAGAAUCAGUUUCAUUGCUCGUGAAUGAAAAGGAAUCAGUCAAGUUUAGCUCAACAUUUUUUCCUUUUAUGUCCCAAAACUUUGACAAUAUAUCUUCCCACCAGGCAUGCCCACAAGCCAAUAUAAUGGUAAGGUUUUGUUUUGUUUUGUUUUCAGGUACUUAGGAUUGAACUCAGGGCCAUCACACAGAACUACAUCCCUGACCUUCCUACUCUCCUCCUUCCCUUCCCAUCCUCCUCUUCCCCUUCCUUCUUACUUAGAGAUGGUAUCUCACCAAGUCACCCAGGCUAGGCGCAGAUUUGUGAUUCUCCUGACUGACCUGCAAGCUUUUUUUCUCCAGGGGCUCACCUAUCGGAAGAUCAGAUAAUCAUUGCUUUUGCUGCCCACAGAGACCCUGCCUGGAACAUGACUUCCUCCUCAGAGAGUUGCCAAGCUGGCUUUCCCCUGGCUCAGAGCAGGACUCAUAGUAAGGGUCCUACUAGCCUAAGGAUGUAAGAGAUGCGUCCCUCAAGGACACAGGCUUGAAGCCCAAGUCCGUUUCUCUAUGAUAGGGAAAAGGUGCUGUAAGUGUAUCACUGCCCAAGGCUGCACUGAAGAGAGCCAGGAAGAGCUGCUCUCACAGGCAGCAAGGAUGGUGUUUUUGAGGCAUGAUCAAAAUACACGGUGACUCUUUAAGCUUUGAGAAAUUUAGUACAAUAAAAAACACGGUGCGGUUAAACUCCCUUAAAAUACUCACUGGAAGCACACUUACCCCAUUAUUUUAUCCUACUUUCUGGAGCAGCUCUGGAAUUCAUCUUUUGUGAGUGUCUUUAAGAUAUACGAGCAAAGCUAUGGUACGUGCUGCUGCCGGGCACCAUCCAACAGAAAAGCAGGCUCACAGAGACACCGCUGCAUGUCCUUCUCCACCUGAGCCACCAGAUCUAGCACUGUGCUCGUCCCCAAAGUCAGAGUGACCAUGAAAGAUAAAGAUCCUAAAUCAACUCAAGACAUGGAGGCAGCUUUGACAGUACAAUUAAAGACAAGAGAGAGGCCUUUCAGAACUGCUUCAGAAAGUAGUGAAAAUGAUGGAAUAAGUGAGUUCAAAGCAAGGGG